Molecule: messenger RNA, 968 nt
Organism: Onychomys torridus (southern grasshopper mouse)
Lineage: Eukaryota; Metazoa; Chordata; Mammalia; Rodentia; Cricetidae
Gene: Gcsh
Product: glycine cleavage system protein H
Exons: 5
Coding region: 125-637 (170 amino acids)
Biological process (GO): protein lipoylation; glycine decarboxylation via glycine cleavage system
Cellular component (GO): mitochondrion; cytoplasm; glycine cleavage complex
Source: RefSeq, a predicted model, not a curated record
CCAAUCAGAGUGCGUCUUGCCCGAGCCCCGCCCCGGGCUCGGUGCUCCGCUAACUCCGGCCCACCCGGUUACCGCCUGCCCGGUGGCGGAGGCGCAGUGCGGUUACCCUAGGAACCCCCCGAUCAUGUCGCUGCGAGUGGCUAGGAGCGCGCGGGCCGUGGCCUGCAGCCUGCGCACCGCCCUGGCCUCUUGCCCACCACGGCCCUGGGUGCCGAGCGCCGUCGCCGUCCGCUCACUGAGCACUGGAUCCGCUGUGCUGUCUGUGCGUAAAUUCACAGAGAAACAUGAAUGGAUAACCACAGAGAAUGGUAUUGGAACAGUGGGAAUCAGCAAUUUUGCACAGGAAGCUUUGGGAGAUGUUGUUUACUGUAGUCUGCCUGAAGUUGGGACAAAAUUGAAAAAACAAGAUGAGUUUGGUGCUCUGGAGAGUGUGAAGGCUGCCAGUGAGCUCUACUCUCCUCUGUCAGGAGAGGUGACAGAGGUCAAUGAGGCGCUUGCAGAAAACCCAGGGCUCGUCAACAAAUCCUGUUAUGAAGACGGUUGGCUGAUCAAGAUGGCACUGAGUGACCCUUCAGAGCUGGAUGAAUUAAUGAGUGAAGAAGCAUAUGAGAAAUAUGUGAAGUCCAUUGAGGAGUGAACAUUGCACCCUGACUCCCAAAUAAAACUGGGAAGUAACCUGCUCCAGCAUGCUUGUCUUAAAUUAGUGGAGAAUAGAAGAUUUGAAAUAACUUUUAGCAAUACUGAUGGAAAGAAACUAUUCUCAACAGUGCUACUGAAAAAACCCAACUUCCUGAUGGGUGCAAAUAAACACAAUGUACAUGUUUUUAAUAAUGCCCAUACUAGGUAUUUAGACUAGGGGUUAAGCUCUGGUGUUUUGCAUUCUUGAGAUCAUCUAUGCUGGGUUUGGUGACGAACUACCCUUUAAUCCCAGCACUCAACAAGCAGAUCUCUUGUUAGUUUGAGGUCAG